Coregonus sp. 'balchen' is the source of this 3527-nucleotide messenger RNA. The record is from the annotation of a GenBank genome assembly. Lineage: Eukaryota; Metazoa; Chordata; Actinopteri; Salmoniformes; Salmonidae.
GGUCUCUUCGGGCAGUGUCGUACCUCUAAGCAGGACCAGGUCCAGUACCAGGUGUCAGUUCCUGUUCUGAAGAGGAUGCAGGAAGUACUCAAGCAGCUCAUGCUACAGGGUGAGUCAACACCCUAACACACCCCUGCGUAGGGUCUUAUCUAUGUGUUGAAAAUCUAGGGGCUCUAUGUUAACAAAGCUAAGAUAACGGUAAGUCUUAGCGCUGAGCGUCCAGAGGUGAGUCACAAAUAUUUGUACUAUUUUCACAGCCAUAAUUAUGAGCCCAAUAGCUGGCGGUGGCGCAUUUAGGGUUUUGAUGAAUGAACAAGUUGUUGGUGUGACGAGGCCUUGGCGACUCACUGGCCAAUCGAUACAUUCAUUGGCUUAAUACUGCAUGCCUUCUGUCUCAAGUUCUGUAGGUUAUCGAUGGUCUUUGCAUUGUCGUCAACUCCAGUUCGGCUUGGGGCACGGAGUAUUCUCGUCCUGUUCGACUGUGGAUUGAUACUACAGUUUAUUAAAUAGUAAUUAAAUAGGGUACAGUAACUACGGUAACGAGUAGUAGCAACAGUGGUCCCGUGUAGCUCAGUUGGUAGAGCAUGGCGCUUGCAACGCCAGGGUUGUGGGUUCGUUUCCCACUGGGGGCCAGUAUGAAAAUGUAUGCACUCACUAACUGUAAGUCGCUCUGGAUAAGAGCGUCUGCUAAAUGACGUAAAAAUAAAAUAAAUCCAGUGUUUGCUCAAUAGCCGAUGUUUGGAGUGUUGACAGUCAACAUUGUUGUAAUUGGCUUCAACUAGCCUAGCCUACGUGUCGCACUUCUCCUAAAAUAUAACUUAUUCUGUAUGUGUGAGGUACGUUCUCAAUAAGCAAAAUAUAGCCUGUUGUUGUCAUUAUAGGACAGAUUAAUUGAAAUAAUCUUGGAGGACUGCGUCUUUUGAGAUGGGAAUGGAUACUUUAUCAAGCUAAACGCAGCAUGCAGGUGUGUGUAUGUUUCAGGGUGUGCAGUGUAAUUUUCAAUUCAAGGCACUCUUGACGAAUAGACCAUUUAAACACUUUUUUCUGGAUGGGCUACUUUGCAAGGCCAGGACAAAAAAAAGACAAUGCAUUGCUGUUGAACCAGCCAUCGUUAUAGUAGCAUAGCAUUCGCACGUCUAUAUAAAAUACUAGGCUCCUGUCAAUUGUAUCGUUGCCUAUGUGUGACAUGGCGUUAUAGGAGGACUGAAAAGUUUGGAGCGUGUCUUUGGUAACAGGAUGAGGAGCGCUCUUUGAAAAUGGGGAUGGAUAACCUAUACUAUUUUCCCUCACUGUAUCUGUAUGUGAAUUGUGAAUAAUGAAAAAGCAUGGGGGGUAAAAACCUCAAAGAUAAUUCUAAUCAAUCAAUAACAUUUAUUUAUAAACCCCUUUUUACACCAGCACAAAAGCGCUUUACAGACACCCAACCUAAAACCCCAGAGAGCAAGCAAUGCAGAUGUAGAUGUAGCUCAGUUGGUAGAGCAUGGCGCUUGCAACGCCAGGGUUGUGGGUUUGAUUCCCACGGGGGGGCCAGUAUGAAAAAUGUAUGCGCUCACUAACUGUAAGUCGCUCUGGAUAAGAGCCUCUGCUAAAUGACUAAAAUGUCAAAUGUUGGCAAGGAGAAACUCAGAAGCACUCUCAGUAGACCAUUUAAAACCCCUUUAUUCAUAGGCUAAUGGCCAGGGGAUAAAGAAUGCACCCGUGUGAUGCUUCUAAACCAGCAUUGAUUGAGGGUAGGCUAUGGCUAGAGGCUAUGCUUGGUUUUUCAUUAAACGAAAAGGGGGGGGGGGGAAACCAAUGUUUUUUUUUUGUUUCUAAAUACGAGAUUCACUGGCACAAAAGAUACACCUCUCCUUCCAUAUGCACUGUGCGUCAUGGCUGGAUAGGCUGAAUCCAUGCCAUUAUCAACUGGGUUACUGUUGGUCUUAAAACUUCCCAUUAGCUCUGCAUGAAAUUGUCACUUUUGCGCUUGUUUUUAAGGACACACCUCAAAUAUGACCACCCCUCCCACCUCAGCUCAAGUGAGCUGAUGUUCGACAGGUAAACCUGGCGUUGGGGCUGGAAAAUGCACCAGUUUGACAUGACACUUGUGGCUCCUUAGCACCAGAAAAUAGAGCCCCCUGUGUUACAAUGAUUUUUUUAAAUCUAAUUUAACCAAAAAUCCACUGAUGUUCAAAUACAACAUUGAUGUUUCUGAAAAUAUAAAUUACCUAAGCAAAUAUUAUUUAUCCCAAUUGUCCAAUUGUAGGUCUGUCCUGGCAGGAUGACAUUACCCAGUACAUUGUUGCCAAAGAGCUGAGCAGAGUUCCUCACACCCCACGGUCCUCAAAGGCCUCCUCCUUCUCCUCCUCCUCCUCCUCCUCCUCCUCCUCCUCACAGUAAGGAUUCUAAUAGAUUUUAGAGAAUCUAAAGUUGACCUUUAGGCCUUCUCCCAGCUGGUCUAUCCAGUCUUAUCUUGCCACUGUGUAGCUGUAAAUUGUUUUUUUUUUUCCAAGGCCUCCUCCUCCUCCCAGUAACGAUGCUUACAGCAACUAAAGGUGGAUUUAGACCAGUGGGCCUUUUCUCUAGACUAUCCAACAUUGUCUUCUGUGUCUUAUAGCCUCUGUGUAGUUGUAGACGGAAGCAGCGCUAUGCUCAGGGCCCAUAUUCACACUCGGAGUGCCCCAUGUCCGUAUAAUAUUUUAUUAACUGACCUAUGACCUAUGACCUAUGACCUAUAACGCAAAGCUGAUCCUAUAUCAGCACUCCUAUUCUAAGCUCUUUGUUGAAUGACUCUCCCUGAUCUGCUAAACUCUCCCCCUUGGCGUGUCCUCUCUACCAGACCCAAGCAGAGCUCCUCCAAUCAGGGAGGAUACCCCAGCAGCUCCUCCAAUCAGGGAGGAUACCCCAGCAGCUCCUCCAAUCAGGGAGGAUAUCCCAGCAGCUCCUCCAAUCAGGGAGGAUACCCCAGCAGCUCCUUCAAUCAGGGAGGAUACCCCAGCAGCUCCUCCAAUCAGGGAGGAUAUCCCAGCAGCUCCUCCAAUCAGGGAGGAUACCCCAGCAGCUCCUCCAAUCAGGGAGGAUAUCCCAGCAGCUCCUCCAAUCAGGGAGGAUACCCCAGCAGCUCCUCCAAUCAGGGAGGAUAUCCCAGCAGCUCCUCCAAUCAGGGAGGAUAUCCCAGCAGCUCCUCCAAUCAGGGAGGAUACCCCAGCAGCUCCUCCAAUCAGGGAGGAUAUCCCAGCAGCUCCUCCAAUCAGGGAGGAUAUCCCAGCAGCUCCUCCAAUCAGGGAGGAUAUCCCAGCAGCUCCUCCAAUCAGGGAGGAUAUCCCAUCAGCUCCUCCAAUCAGGGAGGAUAUCCCAGCAGCUCCUCCAAUCAGGGAGGAUAUCCCAGCAGCUCCUCCAAUCAGGGAGGAUAUCCCAGCAGCUCCUCCAAGUCAGGGGCCAGUCAGGCUGACCGUUACCAGGACUACAUGAUAGUAGACCAUCCCCAGUCCCCCCUACGCAUGCGGACGUCUCCCAUGGACCCUCAUACCCACCAACAGGUACUGUAG